AUGUCUAUAUCCUCCAUGCUAGGCUCUGACAAUGACCGGCUACCGCGCGACACGGGCACAUCGCUCUUUUCCCGCCCUUCGAUAUCGUCUCUUUUCGGCCCUGCGCCUCCAUCAUCUGCUUCGGCCGCAAUGUCACCGCCGUCUGCCCCUGCGAGACCAAGCUCCCUUGACUAUCCUCUCUUCCAUCGAUCGCAAACUCCGGAUAAACCUUUCCCAAAGAACCAGUCUGGGCGGGCCUAUAGGUCAGGCUCCAGCAGCGGGCUUCCGGGUCCGCUCUCUGAGCAGCACAAGUUUGGUGGAUUAUCUCGAACACAACCUCCGUCGCAGUAUCCAGAAAGGCACAGCCCUCGUACAUCGUCCUCGGAAACUCCGUACAUUGAAUCCCGCAGAUUAAGCAUAAGCGGGCCUAUUCCGCGACCCAAUAGCCAACCGCAGCACAUCGAUUCUUCGAUGAAGACACCAGGCUACAGCCCGCUCACUCGCCCGGGGCAAGGCCAUCCGGAAGGGCCCUUGGGCCGGUCGCAACGGUCUGGUUCUUUCGUCGGCCUUGAAACGCACCCCAGCCGGUUUGGUUCUUUGUUUCUGGAACGUCAAACCGAGGAGCAGGUGCACCGAGAACGGGAGAGAACUCUCACACGCGAGUCGGACUUGAAGCCUCCUCACGCGCCGUUGCGUUUUGGUUCACAAUACAUGGAAAGGGAGGCGACAGACCGCCUGCCUAAUACUGUAGCAGCCUGGGAUCUCGGUCGUUCGCAGCCUCCGUCGCCGGAAUCGAAACGCUUCCCCGUCACCGAAGCUGGGUCCGGGUUUGGAUUCGGUGCUAUCCAAAGCUAUACCAAAUCCCUCGGGUCAUCGCAAGUGGGGGCUUCGAGACAGCCAUCUUUGUCUAUGCAGUCGCGACAAGACCCAUCAACAUCCGAACCACCGCAUCUCAGCAAAGUCCAAUCGCAGCCUCGUCUGUUUUCCACUACCUCCGCUUCGACAAUGGGUCAACCUUCCUUUAGCCUCUCUGCUCCUGACGAUCAUCGGCGCAAAGGAAGUGAUGAAUUGCUGCAGCACAGGAAUCUGCUUGGAGUCGGGGUGGAAAGUAAACGGGGCGGUCGGGCCUCGCCACUCCCACAAGCCGUACAAGGUGCGCAGGCUCAGAUUGUCGGGCCAGCUGCAGAACCAAGCAUCAAGAAUGAGCUAGGCCGCGUGUUUUCCGGAAUUGGCAGUGGUCUAGGAGGGGUCAAUGCGACAGCUUCUGGAAACGGCUCAUCUACACCCAUGGCUGCGAGUCCAUUUAAGCGUGACAGCAUCGCAGGGCGGUCGACAGUCAGUGAGACGGCGACAGAUGAUGCGAAGAUCGUCCGCCCUGCGUCUGCAACAGGGAAACGACAGAGGAAGUUGUGCGAUGAUGAUAGUCAGCUGGAGGGCGAAAACGCGGCCGAUCUACGGUCUGGGGUGGCUGCGCGUGGAAGAAGAGGACGUCAUGUUCAUUACCACCACCACCACCACCAUCAUCACCGGCAUAAUCUUCAGGAGGAUGCCACUAUCGUCAAUGCGCCUCCACGAGCGCCUUCUUCCAUGAAUUUCUUCCAUCGCACGUCAACCCCGUCGGAGGGCGUUCCCCUGUCGGGAGCCGCGCUCGGGCACCACCAUCACCACCACCACCAUCAUCAUCACCCACCCCCGCGGUCUCUUGCUUCUUCGGCCGCUGCUAUGCCAGUUCUGCGUGAACCCAGGACAAUUGUCAACAUCGAACCUUUACUGGCAAGUGUGGUUCAUCUCCCACGUCAUCAUCUGGGUUCAACUUUGUACGCACCGCAUAUUGGGGUACCGACGGAGAAGGAGAGUCUGGAAAGCGCCAAAUUUGGAUACACGACCACACCACAACCGAUCCCGCGGUUUGAUGGCAAGGAGAAUUGUACGUUCACUGUACGCGUGCCCCGGUUUCGAAUCGACGCGAGCCAUCGUGAAGAGAUCUGCGCGCGUCGAGCGCUCUGGGGAACCGGUGUAUACACAGACGACUCGGACCCGGUGGCUGCAGCCAUACAUUCUGGAUUCAUACGUGGCGCGUGGGGCGAGGAUGUGGAUACGAACAUGCUCGACCUGGAAAUCAGAGACUCAUACCAACAUGCUCCUCAGGGAGAGACUGCGGCCUCAGGCUCCAAGUCUGGCGAUGCAAAACCUCGUAUACCUCCAAUUCCUCCGCCGGAUAAGGACCUUCAUAUUACGCUGCUUAUCCUGCCAAAGCUAGAACGCUACGAGAGCAGCGUGCUGUUUGGGAUCAAGUCACGCUCCUGGGGUGGUACGCACGACGGGGUGAGUUUCAAGGUCUUGCGGAUUGAUUGGGUCGAUGAGGGCGUUGGUCGAGGUGAAGAGCGUGGCGGAGAGGCACGGCGGAAACGUCUGCGGAAUAUGAUGCGGACAGGCCGAAUCUGUACUGGACCUGGAUUGGUGAAACUGCAGCAGCUACGUGGAAACGCAGUUCAGAUCCACGGUCCGAAAACGAACAUGGACGAUAAUCGAUCGGUUGUGCAAAUGCAGACUGUAUCAUGA
This is a messenger RNA of Monascus purpureus, 2541 nucleotides long. The record is from the annotation of a GenBank genome assembly. NCBI's taxonomy places the organism in Eukaryota, Fungi, Ascomycota, Eurotiomycetes, Eurotiales, Aspergillaceae.